AUGGCGCCACCCAGCGGCGGCUCUGUCCUGGCGGCUCGGGGAGCGGGCAGCGGAGAGGCAGGCCGCAGGGCGGCGGCGCGGCGCGGCCUCCCUCACGCCGCGGCUCGGGCUCCUUUGUGCGGCGCGGCCGGGGCGAUGCUGUCGGGGGGCAAGAAGGGCGCGGAGGCGGCGGCGGGCGGCGAGGGCGGCCCUGAGGCUCCGGUGCCUCCGCCCGCCGCCGCGGGGGCCCCGGGCUCCUCUGCCGAGAGCGGCGGCGCUGCCGAGCGCACGCCCCGCAAGAAGGAGCCGCCGCGGGCCUCGCCCCCGGGCGCUCUGUCCGAGCCGCCGGCCGCUGGGGCCGGGCCUGCUCCCGGCGCCGAGACCACGGGUACCGCCGAGACCCCCGAGGGCCGCAGGACCAGCCGGCGCAAGCGGGCCAAGGGCAAGCAGGAGGACUUCAAGACGACAAUUCUGGAGGGUAUGGAGACGGCCAAGCAUCAGUUAUCACUGCGCCACGGGCGAUGCUCUUUAGCAGAUGUCAGGAGAAGCCCACUUGUUGUAUCCACCUGUGUGGAGGGUGCAGCUUUCCAGAGUAGACUUCCACAUGACCGCAUGACAUCUCAAGAAGCUGCCUGCUUCCCUGAUAUAAUCAGUGGGCCACAGCAGACCCAGAAGGUGUUUCUGUACAUCAGGAACCGCACGCUGCAGCUCUGGCUGGAUAACCCAAAGAUUCAGUUGACAUUUGAGGCAACUAUCCAACAAUUAGAAGCACCUUAUAAUAGUGAUACGGUGCUCGUGCACAGAGUACACAGCUACCUGGAGCGGCACGGGCUCAUCAACUUCGGGAUCUACAAGAGAGUGAAGCCCCUUCCAACCAAGAAGACUGGAAAGGUGAUCAUCAUCGGAUCUGGAGUCUCUGGGUUGGCAGCAGCUCGCCAGUUGCAGAGUUUUGGAAUGGAUGUCACAGUUCUGGAAGCCAGGGACCGAGUAGGAGGAAGAGUUGCGACCUUCCGCAAAGGGAACUAUGUUGCUGACCUCGGAGCAAUGGUGGUGACAGGACUUGGAGGAAAUCCCAUGGCUGUGGUCAGCAAACAAGUGAAUAUGGAAUUGGCUAAGAUCAAACAAAAAUGCCCACUUUAUGAAGCAAACGGACAAGCUGUUCCAAAAGAGAAAGAUGAAAUGGUGGAGCAAGAAUUUAAUCGUCUGCUGGAAGCCACAUCCUACCUGAGUCAUCAGCUGGAUUUUAAUGUUCUCAAUAAUAAGCCUGUCUCCCUAGGUCAGGCUCUGGAGGUUGUCAUACAGUUGCAGGAGAAGCACGUGAAGGAUGAGCAGAUUGAGCACUGGAAAAAAAUUGUGAAAACACAGGAGGAAUUGAAAGACCUUCUUAACAAGAUGGUGAAUUUAAAAGAGAAGAUUAAAGAACUUCAUCAGCAGUAUAAGGAAGCAUCAGAAGUGAAGCCACCUCGAGAUAUUACAGCAGAGUUCCUUGUGAAAAGCAAACACAGAGAUCUGACUGCACUUUGCAAGGAGUAUGAUGAAUUGGCAGAAACACAAGGAAAGCUGGAGGAGAAGUUACAAGAACUCGAAGCGAAUCCUCCAAGUGAUGUUUACCUGUCAUCAAGAGACAGGCAAAUACUCGACUGGCACUUUGCAAACCUAGAAUUUGCCAAUGCUACACCCCUGUCUACGCUUUCACUGAAGCACUGGGACCAGGAUGAUGACUUUGAGUUCACAGGCAGUCACUUGACUGUGAGGAAUGGCUAUUCCUGUGUGCCUGUAGCCUUAGCAGAAGGCUUGGAUAUUAAACUGAACACAGCAGUUCGCCAGGUUCGCUACACAGCAUCAGGGUGUGAAGUGAUAGCUGUAAAUACCCGAUCUACGAGCCAGACUUUCAUUUACAAAUGUGAUGCUGUGCUGUGUACUCUUCCCUUGGGAGUACUGAAGCAGCAGCCUCCAGCAGUACAGUUUGUGCCACCUCUUCCUGAGUGGAAAACUUCGGCAGUUCAGCGGAUGGGAUUUGGCAACCUUAACAAGGUUGUGUUGUGCUUUGAUCGUGUCUUCUGGGAUCCAAGCGUCAAUUUGUUUGGUCAUGUUGGUAGCACUACUGCAAGCAGAGGAGAACUUUUCCUGUUUUGGAACCUGUACAAAGCACCAAUUCUGUUGGCCUUGGUAGCAGGAGAAGCAGCAGGAAUCAUGGAGAACAUCAGCGAUGAUGUCAUUGUUGGACGGUGCCUUGCCAUCCUCAAAGGCAUCUUUGGGAGCAGCGCUGUGCCUCAGCCUAAGGAAACGGUGGUGUCCCGCUGGCGCGCUGACCCCUGGGCCCGGGGCUCCUACUCCUAUGUCGCAGCCGGGUCUUCUGGCAAUGACUAUGAUUUGAUGGCUCAGCCAAUUACUCCAGGCCCAGCCAUUCCAGGUGCUCCGCAGCCCAUUCCUCGCCUGUUUUUUGCGGGGGAGCACACGAUUCGCAACUACCCCGCCACCGUUCACGGGGCUCUGCUGAGCGGCCUCAGGGAAGCCGGGCGCAUCGCAGACCAGUUCCUGGGGGCCAUGUACACUUUGCCUCGCCAGCCUACGCCGGGGGUCCCCCCACAGCAAGCUGCCGGCAUGUAA
Neopsephotus bourkii (Bourke's parrot) is the source of this 2589-nucleotide messenger RNA. RefSeq names its product lysine-specific histone demethylase 1A-like. Bases 1 to 2589 code for a protein of 862 amino acids. Gene Ontology annotation, molecular function: protein binding; flavin adenine dinucleotide binding; oxidoreductase activity. The transcript is spliced from 21 exons. The record is from RefSeq and is a predicted model, not a curated record. Gene Ontology annotation, biological process: regulation of DNA-templated transcription. Lineage: Eukaryota; Metazoa; Chordata; Aves; Psittaciformes; Psittacidae. Gene Ontology annotation, cellular component: nucleus.